AUGCUUGAGCGAGGCGAGGGGGAUAAUUCAACAAUUUUGCCUCGAUUUCACUCCGAUGGAGGCCUCGGUGGUCGACCCGCGCGAAUUACCCAGAACGCCCUAUAUUGCGUUUUAUGUACGAGUCAUGGAUGGGGAAAAAUCAAAUUGAAUGGAAUAGACGUGCUUCUCGAGGUGCUACGUGGCAAUGCCAUGGAGACGCAGCCGUUCGGAAAUAAGGGGUAUGUUUCACUCUACACCAUCUCUUACCGAAUGUGCUCGAACGCUGGAUCGUGUGACCAUUCAAAAGCUCUUUAUGAUCGAUCGAAAGCGGAGAUGGAAAAAGUGCUCCGUAGUCACGUUCUACCCGAGCUGCAGCGAUUGAAGGGUAUCAGUACGACAGCAAAGGGAGGCGAGUACCUUCUGCGGCGAUUUUCGCAUCAUUGGACAUGUCACAAAAUUUUCUUGAAAUGGAUGCAGCAGCUUUUUCGUCACCUUGAUAAUGGGUAUGUUGCAAAUUCCUCAAUAGCUACUCUGACCUCAGUCGGUCUCGAGCUCUUCCAUAACAUAAUUUUUUCGGAGUUCAAGAGGGAGGUACGAGAUUCUCUAGUUCACGUCAUCGAAAGAGAACGUGACAAUAAGUGCAUCGACCCGGAAUUAAUUCGCACUUGCGUUAGUGUCUUCCCGACUAUGGGACUUUGCUCAAAAACUUCCGAUUUAAGAACGAUUCAAUCGGCGCUAUUGAUGCAACCAGACUUAGAUAUCUAUGAGACUGACUUUGAAAGCUACCUUUUGAAAAGAACAUCAGACUAUUAUGCGCGCCAGAGUCGACAAUGGUUGGAAGUUGACUCAAUACCUAUCUAUUUGAAGAAAACUGAGCUGGCACUCAAACAUGAGCUAGGGCGCGUCCGCAGUUAUUUACACUCAUCAAGCGAAUCAAAGUUGCUUACUGUCUGUGAAUAUGAAUUACUACAGACACACAAAGAUGCACUAGUUGACCGUGAAAACAGUGGUAUGAUCGUGCUGCUUGCCCAAGAUCAAAAUGAUGAUCUCAUGCGCAUGUUCAACCUAUUCCGUCGUAUCCCACAAGGCCUUGUGCCUAUGGCUUCGACGUUCAAGAAAUUUGUUUUGGCCCAAGGAACCUGUGUGCUCAAAGAGAGACUAAAUGAACAAGAACAGACUAACGGCGAGCGCAAGAGGCCAAGUUCAGAUGAUCCUUUAACUGUGGAAAAGUUGUUGUCCAUGCACCGCAAGAUGAAAACUAUGGUUGCGGAACUUUUCGGCCAGGAUAACAGAUUUCAACGUGCACUGAAAGAAGCUCUCCAAGACGUCAUCAAUACUGAUCUAUCUCGUGGCUUAUCAAACGUGGAAAUGCUCGUGAUGUACACAGAUCGUGUCUUGAGUGGCAAACUCAAGCUCUGUGAAGAGGACCUCGAAAAGAUUCUUGACGAGCUACUUGAUCUCUUUCUUUUCAUUUCAGAUAAAGACCUCUACUCUGAAUUGUACCGUGAACAUUUGGCGAAGCGCCUACUGUCAAAAAAGUGCACGUUACUUCAUGUUGAAAAAUCUUUGAUUGUGAAAAUGAAGACUCAGCAAGGCGAGGACUUAGAGCGCGUAUGGAGAGCUCAUCAAAACGCUGGCCGUGGUGAGAAAAGUUCUGGAGAUGUUCACGGGAAACUCGAGUUCUCAGUUCAGGUCCUCACUCAGGGAUUCUGGCCAACCCAAAGAUAUCGUGAAUUACAUUUGUCCCGUGAGAUGAUAAUUGCCAAGAUGGCCUUUGAUGGCUGGUACAGAGAUAGGCACAGUCAUCGCAUUCUAUCAUGGAUAUAUGCGCUUGGCGAUGUGACAAUCAAGGGGAUAUUUGGCGCCCGUACGUAUGAUAUCAACAUGAUCACAUUUCAGGCCAUGGUACUUCUGCACUUCAGCGAGUUCGGCGGGCAAAUUACAUUUGAUGAGUAUAAAGUUUUGAAGAAAUCCGGAAAUUCUCGCACGAUCAACUCAACUGUAGAUCAGUUUUACGCGGACCCUCUUUUUACUUCGAAAUUAAAACGUUUUUGUAUACAAAUGUCGUCGCUUGAUGGCGAAACCAAGAAAAAAGUGGACCAAGAGGUCAUACAGCAAAGGAGCUAUAAUAUCGAUGCUACGUGCGUGUCCCCCUUCCCGUAUGAAAUAAGGUUAGCCCACCAGGAAUUGAUGGGCGAAGUAAUUCAUCAGAUUCAACAUUUUAAACCAGAUAGUAAAUUAGUUCGCCAACGUAUUGAAGGGCUGAUCGAGCGAGAGUAUCUGCAACGAGACACGAAUGAUCCAAAAAUGUAUGUAUACUUGCCCUAAUUUAUGAGUCUUCUACUGCCCCCGACGCAUCAUGGGCGAUAUUUCGUGAGAUGGGCGAAAAACUACGCCUUCCAGAGUGGCCCCACUCGCGCACUCAGGCCCAAAUCAAGCCCAUGAACGAUUCCCCUCACCGAACCCAGGGCGCUGUCACACUACUCGUGGUAAAUUAAAGUCGAAGCU
Molecule: messenger RNA, 2487 nt
Organism: Aureococcus anophagefferens
Lineage: Eukaryota; Pelagophyceae; Pelagomonadales; Pelagomonadaceae
Exons: 7
Coding region: 1-2307 (768 amino acids)
Biological process (GO): protein ubiquitination; ubiquitin-dependent protein catabolic process
Cellular component (GO): cullin-RING ubiquitin ligase complex
Molecular function (GO): ubiquitin protein ligase binding
Source: RefSeq, a predicted model, not a curated record